Petromyzon marinus (sea lamprey) is the source of this 2825-nucleotide messenger RNA. RefSeq names its product muscarinic acetylcholine receptor M1-like. Gene Ontology annotation, biological process: G protein-coupled receptor signaling pathway, coupled to cyclic nucleotide second messenger; adenylate cyclase-inhibiting G protein-coupled acetylcholine receptor signaling pathway; chemical synaptic transmission. Gene Ontology annotation, molecular function: G protein-coupled acetylcholine receptor activity; G protein-coupled serotonin receptor activity. Lineage: Eukaryota; Metazoa; Chordata; Hyperoartia; Petromyzontiformes; Petromyzontidae. The record is from RefSeq and is a predicted model, not a curated record. Gene Ontology annotation, cellular component: dendrite; synapse; plasma membrane.
UCUCACUCGCGCUCCCUCCCCCUUGCUCCCUCCCCUCCUUGCUCUCGGUCCCUGCUCUCCCGUCUCUCAGUUGCCACGGCGAUGCUCGCAGGAGCGGCUUCCCUCGAGGCGCGCAGGAGCGAGCGACACCGGCGAGCAGGAGAUGCGGCAGCCGGCCCGGCGCUGAGCCACACAAAGUGGCACAGUGCCAGAGGGAUGAUGGGCUGAGACGGCUGCCGACGGAGGAUUCAACACACAAACCUGCCAACUAGUGCCUGUGUCACGAAAUCAACGUCGCUUGGCAGCGUCAUCUCUCAGAGCUCUCUCGCAGUGAAACCCUGAAGGGAAACAGAAAACAAGUUUUAACACACACACACACACAAACAUAAAUACACACGCGCACACACAUGCGAAACAAGUUCAACAUACACACAUAUAUAAACAUUCUCGCUUACACGCAAAUGCACAAAAACACGCAGAACACACGCACGCACAAUCACAAAUGCAUACGUGCACAUCCGCAUAAAAUGCAUACGUAGAUAUACACACGCACACAAACACACAUAUCAAUACACACAUACCACUCCACAAAUAUACACAUACCAACACACACACACACACAUAUACCCCAACACACAUAACUCACGUACACAGAGAUACACGCACACACACACACACGCGCACCAACACUUACACACACACACACUGCUCACAUACGACUCAGGGACGGAGCCCGAACCAUGGUGACCGUGUCCGGGGAGCUGUUCCUCAACAUCACGGGCGGCAGAGGCGGUGGUGCGAUGCGGGCCGUGGCUGAGAACGUCUCACGCGAGCUGCUGAGGAUGAACGAGAGCCAGGCGACUCACGCCCUGGUGAACAGCACGGCCUCGGCGGCGGACGACGACCGCACGGUGCCCGAGCUGGUGCUCAUCAUCGUGUUCACCACCAUUGUCAGCCUGCUCACCAUCAUCGGUAACAUCCUCGUCAUGCUCUCCUUCAAGGUGAACAGCCAGCUCAAGACGGUCAACAACUACUUCCUGCUGAGCCUCGCCUGCGCCGACCUCAUCAUCGGCGUCUUCUCCAUGAACCUCUACACCACCUACAUUGUCAUGGGCCGCUGGGUGCUGGGCCAGGUUGCCUGCGACCUGUGGCUCGCGCUCGACUACGUGUCGAGCAACGCGUCCGUCAUGAACCUGCUGGUCAUCAGCUUCGACCGCUACUUCUCCAUCACGCGGCCGCUCACCUACAGAGCCAAGCGCACCACGAAGCGCGCGGCCAUCAUGAUCGGCCUCGCCUGGGCCGUGUCCUUCAUCCUGUGGGCGCCCGCCAUCCUCUUCUGGCAGUACUUCGUCGAGGCGGUGCCGGACUCGGAGGGCAAGUGCCAGAUCCAGUUCCUGUCGGAGCCCAUCAUCACCUUCGGAACGGCCAUCGCGGCCUUCUACCUGCCCGUCACCAUCAUGUGCAUCCUCUACUGGAGGAUCUACAAGGAGACGGAGAAGCGCUCCAAGGAGCUCGCCGGGCUGCAGGGCUCCGACACCGACUCCGAGUCGACGGGGCAGCUCGUGCUGCACGAGAGCCGCUCGCGCAAGUCCAGCUUCAACGAGGUCUACGUCAAGGACAACGGCGGAGGUGGAGCGGGAGGUGGAGCGGGAGGAGCGGCGGGCGCCGGCGGAGGUGGCAGAGACGCCGGGGGGCUGCGGUCCCCUCGCUACUGCUUCCCGGGGCUGCGCGUGUGCCGCCCGCACAAGCUCGCCGAGCGCGAGCUCAGCAACAGCGAGAGCUGGCGCAGCCACGGCGGCAGCGGGGGGCCCUCGCCGAGCCACUCGGCGCUCUCCGAGGAGGAGGGCUGCGCGCCCGAGCGGCCCAAGUCCAUCUACACGGUGGUGAUGAAGGCGUCGGGCUCGGGGCUGCUCGCCGUCCAGUCCUCGUCCACCUCCUCCGUGGCGAUCGCCGUCUCCGCCGUCGCGGUCGCGUCGGCCGGGGCGUCGGCGCAGGAGGACGGCGCCGCCGCCGCCGCCGCCAAGGAGGCGGCCGUGCCGACGGAGACGCGGCUGCGGGCCGACGGCCACUCGGCCGCCACGUCGCCCGUCGAGGCCUCCGCCCACCCGGAGCGGGACAAGCGGCACAAGUUCCACCAGCGCUGCUGCAAGUUCCCCGAGCAGUCCGGCGCCGCCAACGCCGCCGCCGCCGCGGCCUCGUCGUCCUCCUCCUCUCGCGGCGGCAACGGCAGCAGCAACAGCGGCGCCGGCGGCAGCGGCGCCGGCGGCAAAUCGCCGCGGCCGCAGUUCUUGCACGGCCAGGCAGUGUCGUGGAAGCACGACAAGAAGACGCGCAAGCUGCUGGCCAAGGCCAAGCGGCACGCGAAGCCCAAGAGCGUGACGCUCAUCAAGGAGAAGAAGGCAGCGCAGACGCUGAGCGCCAUCCUGCUGGCGUUCAUCGUCACGUGGACGCCCUACAACAUCAUGGUGCUCGUGUCGACGUUCUGCGACGACUGCAUCCCCGUCGACCUGUGGCACCUGGGCUACUGGCUGUGCUACGUCAACAGCACGGUGAACCCCAUGUGCUACGCGCUGUGCAACCAGAACUUCAGGCGGACCUUCAAGUGGCUGCUGCUGUGCCAGUGGGGCCGCAGGAAGAAGAGGCAGCUGCAGGACCAGAAGAAGGUCAUCUUCUGCAAGAAGAUCACCAGGGACGCGAGCACAUGAGCGGCGGCGCAGGUACGGGACGGUAGGGUGGGACGGAGUCGUAGGAGGAAGGCAUGGCGAGUCAAUCAACGAGGACUCGGGCCCUUUGCCGUUCGUUCGUGCCACCAGCGCAAGGGUGGCCGCGCUAGGGGAAGGCGGAAG